GAGCAUAUUGACGAACGAAAUCAAGUACGUGUCAAUAAAACCCCACAAGUUUCAGACCACUCUCACGAGGACUUGAACAACGAAGAAGAUCGCGACUGUCUACACACCGAUCACAUCUCUACAUCACUUCAUAGAUCAAUCACACACGAGAUAGGGCUGCUGCAGGAUUAAAAUCCAAAACAAGAAGACUAUAGAGGAAUGAUUUAAAGCCAUUUGUCUUGGCUUUCUUCUACAAUGUCUGGGAUACUUAAUUCGGGUGUGAAUGGCUCAACCUCAACUUUUCCAGAUGCAACCGGAAGAGCUUUUACCUCAACGUUUUCUUCUCAGUUAGGUUCCUCUGCUGCUGAUAUGAACCACAAUGAUGCAAUAGACGUACUAGGGUUGCGAAGCAUAAACGGCAAUUUCAACAUUCCCAGCAUGCCUGCGGCAUAUACAUCAAGAAAUUCGGGGUUAAACGGUCCUUUGAACGGUGUACAACCACCUGCUGGAAGUGUAUCUAACGGACGAUAUGGAGUAAAUAAUCUUCCUGUUGCCCUUUCUCUGCAAUCUGCUGGCAGUUCACUUGGACUUUCAGGAAUUUCAAACAACGGGGGUUCAGGUAUAGGUCAAAGUAUCGGGAACAGAGAACAAAUUAUAAGCUCAAUGGCAAUGGGUAACCUUGUUAAUGGCGGAAACAUCGGAAGAAGUUUAAGCUCCGGUGGACUUAAUAUGCCCGGGGUUGCUUCUCGGUUGAAUCUAACUGCACCGCAAAUGGUAUCUCUACUAGGAAAUUCUUACUCUGGUGCUGGAGGGCCGCUUUCACAGAAUCAAUUUCAAGCGGGAAAUAAUCAUUUAAGCUCAAUGGCGUUAUUAUCUGAAUUGAAUCGUGACCAUUCUUUUGACAUGAAUGAUUUUCCUCAGUUAAGUGGACAUCUUAGCUCCGCUGGUGGUUCUCAAAGACAAUUAGGGGGUUUGGCACGUCGGCAAAAUGUUAGUUUUAUGCAACAAAACCAAGAAUUUAGCAUCCAAAAUGAAGAUUUUCCAGCUUUACCCGGAUAUAAAGGUGGUAACGAGUUUCCGGUUAAUAUACACCAGAAGGAACAGCUUCGUGACAAUACAGUCUCUAUGAUGCAGUCUCAGCAACAUUUGCCUGUCGGAAGAUCAAGUGUUUUCAGUUUGGGAGGCGCAUAUUCAUCGCAUCAACAACCACCACACGCUCCAAUUAAUGGUGGCAGCUCCUACCUUCCUGCAAACGCUCAAGAUAUCCAUUUUCACGGUUCUGAGGCAAGAAACUCGGGGAUGCUUGCUACUGGAUCAAGGCCAGUAAACUUGUCGAACACAGUGUCAGGUGGCGGGUCCUACGAUCAACUCAUGCAGCAGUAUCAACACUUCCAGAAACAGUCACAGAUACGACUGGUCAACCCGUUUAGAGACCAGGAAGUGAAGUCAACUCAGGUGUCUCAAUCUGCUGCAGACAGAUUUGGAUUGCUUGGGUUAUUGAAUGUUAUUAGGAUGAAUAAUCCUGAUUUGACCCCACUUGCUUUGGGUAUUGAUUUGAUGACACUCGGUCUGAACUUGAAUUCUCCUGAUAAUCUGUACAAGAAGUUUUCGUCUCCGUGGUCUGAUGAAUCUGCUAAAGGAGAUCCCCAUUAUUCCAUUCCUGAGUGUUUCAAUACGAAACAACCGGCUCCGUUAAACCAAGAUAGCUUCUCAAGAUUUUCUACGGAGACCUUGUUUUAUAUUUUCUACAGCAUGCCAAAGGACGAGGCUCAGUUGUUUGCAGCUAAUGAACUGCACAAUAGAGGAUGGUUUUACCACAGAGAGGUGCGUCUAUGGUUCUCAAGGGCUCCAAACAUGGAACUGUUGGUCAAAACAAGCACUUAUGAGAGAGGUUGUUACUACUGUUUUGAUCCCAACACCUGGGAAACUAUUCGAAAGGAUAACUUCGUUGUUCAAUAUGAAAUGGUGGAAGACCGACCGGUGGUCCCCCGUCGUUAGUUUUUAAUUUGUUGUUUCUUUUGAAGUGUCUGAUAAUCUAAAUGAAGUUGAUGAGAUAAACCUUUUAGUAGAAGUUAUAAUACAAGAAAGUAAGAAAGUAGGUAAUCCAAAUGGUUGGGUGCAUAAUGCAAAGCUUUAGAGUGUUGUCAGAUCAGAAUGUGUUUCCAAAUGUUGGUACUUUUGGUUAAACCUCCUUUAGAAAUCACAAAAAUGUUGGUGGUACUUUA
Messenger RNA from Helianthus annuus (common sunflower), 2204 nucleotides. RefSeq names its product probable NOT transcription complex subunit VIP2. The coding region runs from base 235 to 1977 and encodes 580 amino acids. Gene Ontology annotation, biological process: nuclear-transcribed mRNA poly(A) tail shortening; regulation of DNA-templated transcription. The transcript has 15 exons. The record is from RefSeq and is a predicted model, not a curated record. NCBI's taxonomy places the organism in Eukaryota, Viridiplantae, Streptophyta, Magnoliopsida, Asterales, Asteraceae. Gene Ontology annotation, cellular component: P-body; CCR4-NOT core complex.